AUGACCCAAGAUAUUAUGACUCAUAUAGUGUACAAUGCGUUAUUGAUGAUAUACCUUGUAUUCUUGAAAUACUUGAUACCUCUGGUCAAGGAAUAUAUAUCAUUACAUGAUAAAUGGGUCAAUGAAUGUGAUGGCUUUCUUCUGGUUUAUUCAAUAGCAAAGAGAAGAACAUUUGAAGGAAUAGAAAAAUUCCAUAACCAUGUCACCCGAACCAAGGAUAGUGUCCAAGUUCCAAUAAUAUUAGUGGGCAACGGAUGUGAACAAGCUAUAGGCCGUGAGGUAUCUAUAGAGGAAGGCGAGAAUUUAGCUAAACGACUUAAAUGCGAGUUUUUUGAAACUUCUUCAAAACAACGCAUAAAUGUUUGCAGAGCAUUUUAUAGCCUAAUUAGAAUGAUUAGGCAAGAUGAUGGCAUGAGUAAACGUAAUAUAAAGAAAAGAAAAACAUUUAGAUAUCUUUUUAGGAGGAUCUCUUGGUUAAUGAGUGAUUUGGUUUACUUGGCCGAUAAAUAG
Messenger RNA from Racocetra persica, 510 nucleotides. Lineage: Eukaryota; Fungi; Glomeromycota; Glomeromycetes; Diversisporales; Gigasporaceae. The record is from the annotation of a GenBank genome assembly.